Messenger RNA from Nilaparvata lugens (brown planthopper), 1499 nucleotides. RefSeq names its product cuticle protein 19.8. The coding region runs from base 84 to 926 and encodes 280 amino acids. The transcript is spliced from 2 exons. NCBI's taxonomy places the organism in Eukaryota, Metazoa, Arthropoda, Insecta, Hemiptera, Delphacidae. Gene Ontology annotation, cellular component: extracellular matrix. The record is from RefSeq and is a predicted model, not a curated record.
CUACAAAUACCCACGACUCCUUCGGUAGUCACACACUAACACAGUUCAUCUUCGAAGGAUACGUCUCAAGUGCUCUGGUUGAAAUGGCUAUCUUUUACAAGGGUCUCUCAGUCCUGCUGUGCUCUCUGGUGACAGUUCAAGCAGGAUACCCAGCAAUUCCUGGAGCAGGAGUAUUACCGGGAGCAGGAGUAUUACCAGGAGCACCAGUUCCUCCAGGACUUCCCGGCGCUCCCAUUCCACCAGGAUAUCCUGAUCCCAGUUCGGAUUACUCCUUCAACUACCAGGUAGCAGAUCCAGUCACAGGAGACACCAAGGAUCAACAGGAAAUUCGCAGAGGGGAUGUUGUGGAAGGAAGGUACAGUCUGAUCCAACCUGAUGGAUCUCUGAGGGAAGUGACCUACACCUCAACACCUCAAGCCGGCUUCAAUGCUGUUGUUAAGACCACACCAGGCGUAGCUCCUCCCAAUGGUCCUCUGGGUCCCUCAGGGGUUCCAGUUGCUCCAGCUUCGCUCAUCAAGGGACCAGGCGCCUAUGCGGUAUCUCCUGUAGCAGGAGUUGCACCAGGCGCCUAUGCAGUACCUCCUGUAGCACCAGUUGUUCCUGCUGCUGUCAAGCCAGUUAUUCCUCCGGUUGCACCAGUUGUUCCACCAGUCAACCCCUACCUAGCCAACCCAGCUGCAACAGCCUACCCCAGAGUACCUGCUUACCCUUACGCAGGGGUUGGAGCACCAGGAGCAUACCCAGGAGCAUACCCAGGCGCUUAUCCAGGAGCAUACGCUGGUUAUGCUGCUACUGGUUACCCCUACAAUAACUAUGCUACAGCUGGUUAUCCUGGUGCUUACCCCUAUGCUGGAUAUGGUGGAGCCUAUCCUGGAGCCUAUCCCUAUGCCAGGCCAAAUUAUCCAGUGCCAUACCAUAAGAAAUAGAUAAGACUAUAAUCCAAACUAUAAGUGAGAAUAUUGUAUACAAGAAAUAUCUUAGCUCCAGCUCUUCUCAAUACGUAUAUGUGUAAUCUUUGCCCUAUAGAAAUAUGUAAGAACUAAUAUCUUCCUACAUCAUUAUAAUGAUGUAUAUCUAAGUGCAAUACUUUCUAAAAGUUUCUGUAUUCCAAUAAUUAUAUUGGAAUCCAUGACUUUCUUUCAAUUGGGGAAAUUGGUAUUAAAAUUUUCUCUUAAAAAUUCUUCUUUGAAAAAACAAAAACUGAAUAAGCGAAUAAUUUCACAAAUUGUUCAUUCUAGCCUUCAUUCUGUUAUUGAGUUGAGAAGCUUAUAUAUUAGAUAUCCUGUUAAGGAACUCAUUUCACGCAAAAGCUUCUUGAAAAAUAUUCUGCUAGAACUUCUCCAGUAGCAGUUUUCUCCAUCAAGUUCAUCAUGAAUACUUUAUAUUAUUUCGUUCAUUAUCAUACACUAUUAGACUAAUAUUUUCUUCUACUGUCUCUCACUUAUUUUUGUAUAUAAACUAUUGAUAUAAUUGUGAUAUUAAAUGGAUAUAACACUAAA